This is a messenger RNA of Cryphonectria parasitica EP155, 1116 nucleotides long. Its product is annotated as putative ARF-GTPase activating protein. The transcript has 3 exons. NCBI's taxonomy places the organism in Eukaryota, Fungi, Ascomycota, Sordariomycetes, Diaporthales, Cryphonectriaceae. Gene Ontology annotation, biological process: regulation of ARF protein signal transduction; regulation of endocytosis. Gene Ontology annotation, molecular function: GTPase activator activity. The annotation marks the transcript as partial. The record is from RefSeq and is a predicted model, not a curated record. Gene Ontology annotation, cellular component: Golgi membrane.
CGACAAGCGACAAACACCUUUCCAAACCUGUACGAACAUCGAGGCCACCCUCAAAGAGUCUGGUCUUCAGCAGAGCUUGAUACAGCCAGCCGGUUCAUUCAAGCGUCAAGUUGUCCCCGCUUUCCGGGACUCGUUCCCUGCCACCUCCUGACAAGGGUUCCACGCGGACGACCAAAUUCAGCUUCCAUAGUCUCCCAACCACGACAACACAGGUUUUCAGGAGACCGGCCGUGAGAGAGAGCACAGUGGCCUGCCAUGGCUUCGAAAGCCAUGUGGGAGGUUGAUCCAGAGACAAGGUCAAAGCUCCUUGCCAUCCAGAAGGAAUCAGGAAACUCACUCUGCUGCGACUGCAACGCCCCCUCGCCGCAAUGGGCCUCUCCGAAAUUCGGUAUCUUCAUCUGCCUGUCUUGCGCUGGCGUGCACCGCGGGCUGGGCGUGCACAUCUCCUUCGUCAGAUCCAUCUCUAUGGAUGCGUUCAAGCCUGUCGAGAUCGAGCGUAUGAGGCUGGGAGGAAACGAUAAUUGGAAGAAGUUCUUUGACGAGCAUGAGGAUACGCAGAUGAGAGGGCUCACAUGGGACGACGCCACAAUUGCAGAGAGAUACAACGGCGCUGCUGGUGAGGAAUGGAAGGAAAGACUGAGCGCCAAAGUUGAGGGCAAGGAAUAUGUCCCCGGCGAGAGGAAGAGUACACCUGCGCCGUCUACACUGCAGACAAAGGGUCUGGCGCCAGGAGGGAACGGUUCGAGGGCGGCGACGCCAUUGAGUGGCACGGCAAACAACAGGCCGCAAAGCCCCAGCACGGCGGGCGGGAAGGUCAAGGUGGAUGACAAGUAUUUUGAGAGCCUGGGCGCGACCAAUGCAUCGAGGCCAGAGGACCUGCCGCCGAACCAGGGCGGAAAAUACGCCGGGUUUGGCAACACGCCAGCCCCGAAGCAGGAGAAGGAGCUGCCUAAGCUCGAGGACCUGCAGAAGGAUCCCCUUGCGGCUAUCACCAAGGGCUUCGGGUGGUUUUCAUCCACUGUGACCAAGACUGCCACCUCUGUGAACAAGGAUUUCAUCCAGCCCACAACCAAGCAGCUUGGAGAGUCGGACUUCGCAGCUCAGGCCAGGACUUUU